Messenger RNA from Rosa chinensis, 1593 nucleotides. RefSeq lists its product as uncharacterized. The record is from RefSeq and is a predicted model, not a curated record. Lineage: Eukaryota; Viridiplantae; Streptophyta; Magnoliopsida; Rosales; Rosaceae. Gene Ontology annotation, cellular component: extracellular region. The coding region runs from base 1 to 1593 and encodes 530 amino acids. The transcript has a single exon.
AUGUCGUUCCUAUUGCCACCCACUAUUGCUCUGAAAUCAUCACAGUUCAACUAUUACUUGAACUACAGCAAUGAUUCUGAUUCCGAGAACCAUGGCUUUCUCAAAUUCAAUGGAGCGAAUGUCUUCAGCUCGUUAGCAAAGUUCCAAGUGGUGACCGCCAAUACUGGGACGGGACUCGUACAUAUAAGAUGCUGUCACAACAAAAAGUUCCUGCGAAUGAGAACUGAAGGCGAUGUCCACCUUUCUCCGGAGGCUGACGAACCAGAGGAGGACCAAUCCAAAUGGUCGUGUACACUAUUUGAACCUCGACUAGCUGCUGAUGGCAACCCCGACAAGGCCCGGUUGUUCCAUGUCCAAUCAAAAAAAUAUGCAACAGCAUGGGACGAAGGUGGAAAAAAGUUCUCGAGACUACAUGCCGAUCAGAUUGAUCAGGGUACCUUUGAGAUCAUUGACUUGGAGUCACUGGUGAUAUUGCCAAAGCAUGUGGCCUUCAAAGCCGGCAACAACCUUUACCUUCGGCAUGCGGACAGUAAUCAGCUCAGGUUCAUGUCCACCGAUAAGGGGGUUCCUGAGUCGUGGUUCGAAGUGUCCACCGAUGGCGAUGGAAGGGUGAAAAUCAAGGUGUUCAACAGCUUGAGCAACAACUACCUGAGGUUCAGCGAUGCAACCUACGGCAACUGCGUUUUUGCUGAUGGAAACUCCAACGGCUGCCCACCUCCAACCUUGUUUUGGCCAGUCAAGGUCGACAAUAGUACGGUCGCUCUCAAAUGCUUGAGCAACGAUAAAUUUUGCACCCGACACACCGGUUAUAUACAAGACGGUCUGAACGUGAACGAGACUAGUACUACCAUUUCAAACUUGUCACGCUUCAGGCUGGAAGAGCUUGUUCUCUCUAGGAGAAUAUACAAUACCGACUUCGACCUUAAGAAUGCCAUAAUCUACGGCGAGACCCCGGUCACCAUGGCCACUGCAAAUGCCACCAACAACACCUCAGUAGCCAACACUGUGGAAUUCAAGUUUGCUUACACGGAAAGUAAGAGCUGUAUGUGGAGUGCCAGCCACUCGUGGAUGGUGGGCGUGAGUGCCACCGUUGACUUCAAAGUUCCGUUCAUCGGCGGUACUGAGGUCACUGUUUCCGCAGAAUAUUCCGGUUCAUACGAGUGGGGAGAGACAAUUACAUCCGAAAACACAUUGGAGACCACCUACACGGUUACAGUGCCGGCACACACUUCUAUAUCUGUGAGCCUGAUGGCAACCAAGGGAAAAUGCGACGUGCCUUACUCGUAUUAUCAACGGGACGUGCUUUAUAACGGUAAAACUGUUGUCUAUAAGAAAGAUGAUGGGCUGUACACGGGUGUUAAUUCAUACAACUUCCGUUACGUGGUUACUACACAGAAAGAGCCGGAUUCUACAGCUGCUGAUUCAUCGCCUUCUGAGCAGUGGUUGCCGGAUCCAUCAAUCUUCCCAUCAAAACAACAAAAGAUACCUCUACCCGUGCCAUUUGGAUCAACCACAAUGCAAAGCCCAGUGACCUCAACCACCGCCCCGAAAAAAGAGUUGUCAAUGAAGAUACAGCAGCUCGAUCUGCCAUGA